Molecule: messenger RNA, 5022 nt
Organism: Fonticula alba
Lineage: Eukaryota; Rotosphaerida; Fonticulaceae
Product: STE/STE20/YSK protein kinase
Exons: 6
Coding region: 60-4868 (1602 amino acids)
Biological process (GO): protein phosphorylation
Molecular function (GO): ATP binding; protein kinase activity
Source: RefSeq, a predicted model, not a curated record
CCGCCGCCGCCGCCGCCGCCCUCGUCCGCCGGUCCACAUCUAUGUCUUAAAUUGAGCCGAUGACCGCCCUUCCGCUGGACAUCAGCGAGGCCCUCCGUCAAUGUGAGCUCUCCUUCCGGGAGGGGCUCAUCACGCGGCGCGGUUUGCGCUUUUUCCGGGCGCGCGAGCUUUCCAAGGCCGUCGGCAUCAGCCCCGAUGCCAAUGGCUACCUCCCUGAGGCCAUUGUCGUGGCAAACAUCGAGCGCCCCCACAUGUCGGCCCGAGAGCUGGCCGUCCGCCGGGGCGACACCAUCACCAUCCUGGAUGUGCUGGUGUCCUCGUCAUCUGCCGGGUCGGUGGGUGGCUCCGGCGAGUCCGGCGCCUCCGGCGGCACGUCAUCAACCUCCGUGGCGGAGGCCGUGCGUGCGGCCGCCCGGAACCAGGGCUUCAUUGUGGCCGAGCACCGGGGCCGGCUGGGCCUGCUCCCGGCGGCGGCCGUGCGGGUGGUCCACCUCCCUCCCUGGCCCGGGGCCGAUGCCCAGGGGUCGUCGGAUCCUGGCGGAGUACCGGCGCACCUGGCCGGCGCCUGCCUCCAGUGCUUUGCCGCCUGCCGGGCGUGCGCCGAGCUGGAAGCCGCGGCCCCGGUGCGACCGCUCAUGGCCCAGGCCUCCAUCGACACCCUCAACCCGGGCGGCGAGUAUUCCAGCCUCCUGGCCCGCUGGCACCAGCCCCCGGACGACUGGCACGAAGCGUGGGAGCGCUGCGCGCAUGCCCUCUUCCAGUACCAAAAGACCGAGCCGGCCAACUUUGGCCCGGGCCCGGGCCCGGAGUCCGGCGUGCCGGCGGCCCUCGGCGGACCCCUACUCCCCGGGCAAGCGUCCGUGGUCCCGGUGGCCGUGGUCCCGAUGGCCGAGUUCCCCGCCCCGGCGGCGCCCCCGGCCUCCACGCACAUCCCCACUGUCAUCCUCCUUCCGACCCCGGUCCGGAACUUUGCCACGCCUUUCUCCUUCUCGCACUCGCAAACGGCCGUCGUGUCGUCGACCCCCUCGCCGCCGAUCGUGGCCCUGUCCGGCGGCCUCGGCCCCGGUGGCAUGGUUCCGCCUCCCGUCGGCCGGCCGGUCUUGCGCCCGGGGGCCGAGCCCCCCGCCGCCGGGGUGCCCCCGACUGCUCCCUCCCCGGCGGUGCCCAUCUCCCCGUGGGAGCCGUCCUACCAUGGGGCCGGCGGCCGGCCGGCCGGCGUGCCGCUCCACCCCGGCCCCGGGAAUGGCCCCUCGCCGAGCCCGUACCCUGUGGGCUUGCCGUCGGGCGGAGCGGCCCCCGCCCGGUAUGGGACCCUCCCGGCACGACUCGGGUCCGGGCAUCAUGUUCCCGGUGGCCCGGCUUUCUUGGGCCCGCCCGGGGCCGCCGGGCCCGGCGGGCCUGGCGCCCUGGGGUCUUUGUCCUCCUUCCCCAGCGCCGGGGACAUCACCUCGCUCACGUAUGACACCGGGCCCUUGAGCCCGGUGGGUGGGGCUGGCCUGGCGGAGGACCCCGGGCCCGGGGGAGGCCCCGCCGGGCCGGCGGCGGUGGCCGUGUCGCCCUUCGCCCCGCGCGGUGGCCGGCCGCCACCGGCCGGAUCGGCGGUCGCCAUGGCGGCACCGCCCCCCCCUGGCGCCGGGCAGCCGGUGCUCCCGCCGCGGCCGAUGACGACCGCCGCCCCGGCCGGCCGGCCGAUGCAUGUGCCCCCGCCCUUGGUGGCGGCCAUGCCCCCGCCGGUCCCCGGGGGUGGUCUACUGCAGGCGGAUCAACGCGCGGAGCUGGCCCGGGCCGCGGCCGACGCCACCCUGGCCGAGAUCGAUGCCCUGGUGUUUGCGUCGUCAUCCACGGUGACGGUGUUGCCGCCGCGGCCGGACUCAACCGGGCGUGUCCUCACCCGGACCGCUUCCUCGCCGACCCUGUCGACGCUGGGGCAGACUGGUGCUCCCCCCUCGACGGCGGGGCCGCCGGCGGUCGGGAAUGCGGCCGCCCCGCCGGCCGGCAGCUUGGCCGGCAAGGAGGGCACGGCCCCGGCGGCGGCGGCGGCGGCGGCGGCGGCGGCGGCGGCCGGGCCUCCCCCAUCGGGGCGGCCAUCGCCCCUGGCCGGGGCCGGCAGCGAGCCGAAUCUCCAGCAGCCCCGGCGGGAUCGGGCCAGCGCCGGCAGCCGGCCCACGUCCGCCUCGACCGAGGCCUACACCUCCCUGCUGACGGGGUCGGUGACAUCGCUGAUGGCCAGCACCUCCAGCGAAUCGUCCAUCUUCUCGCUGUCCUCGCCGGUGGGUCACACCUUCGGGGUGGCCGCCGGUGGGGCUUCGGCUGGGGCUUCGGUUGGCGGCAGCACCAGCGGCCUGUAUGGGUCCUUCACCUCGCUGAUGUCCCCCUCAUCGCCGCUGUCCGGGUCCAUGCGGCUGUCCUCGCCGCUGUCCUCGGCCUCCUGCUCGCCGACCUCCCUGGUGUCCCUCAGCCCGUCGACCUCCUGCUCGUCGUUGUCCAGUGUCCCCAGUGGGUCGCCCUUCCUGGCCACGGUGGCCCUGUCCGGUGGGUCAGGCUCUUCGCAAACUUCCUCGCGCAAUCGCCACAGCUUCCCCAUUUCCGACAUGCAUUUGCGCCUGCUCGCCGACACGGAUGCCAUGUCGCAGGCGCUGGCCGAGCCGGCGCCCCCCCCGGGCCCCGGCGAGCGCGAAUCCCAUCGGCUGUCCCGGAAUGUGGUCCUCUCGUCGAUGUCGUCCUCCGGGUCGUCGUAUGACGAGCUGUCUCUGGCCGAGAUGUCGGCCGACGAAGUGGUCACUCCGCGCGGCUCCGGGGCGGGUGACAAGGUUACUGCCUCUGCCCCUGGCGCUGGUGCCGUCGGUGCUGCCGAUGCCGCCGGUGUUGUCGGUGCCACCCAGUCCGCCAGCACCACCGGGCCCGCCAGCACCACCGGGCCCGCCAGCACCACCGGGCCCGCCAGCACCACCGGGCCCGCCAGCACCACCGGGCCCGCCAGCAGCGCCGGGACGCCAGGGCACCGUAUGACCCCCUUCCACCGGGUCCUGGGGCAACUGCAACGAGACAAGGGCCCUGGGGAUGUGGGCCAGAAGACUGGCGGUACCUCGGCUGCGACCCCCGCCAGCGCCUCAAUGACUCCGACCAGCAGCGCGCGGUAUCCUCCCCGCCGGGUGGGGCUAGCUGGCCCGGCCGGAGGCCCUGGGCCCGGUGCCUCGGCUGACUAUUCCCCCUCGUCGCUGGACCUGUCUCGAAUCGUGGCAUCCAGCGGGGGUGGCCCGUCGAGGCCGGCCGCCAGCGCCACCCCGGGCUCCGGGCCCGGCCCCGGGUCUGUGCAGCCCACGGCCCUGACGCCCACCAGCCCGGGGACCCCCUCGUCUCCGGUCGAACCGCGUGCCUCCGUGUCCAAGCUCAUCCGGGCUUUCUCCUCGCGGACAGACAGCCCCCCGUCAGCCCCUCGUGUGUCUCGUCCUGGCGUGGUGGCAGCCGGGCCGGUGGUCAGCUCGCCGGCGCCGGUGGUCAGCUUGCCGGCGCCGGUGGGCAGUUCGUCGGCCCCGGCGGCUGGCCCGUCCAUCGCGGCCGGCCGGCUGACACUCGGCGGCGCUGCUGGGGCUGCCGUCGCUGACCAGUACGAGGAUUCGGACUCCGUCGAGGAACGCCACCUCCUGCCGCCGGAGAUCCGAUAUCGCCAGCUCCAGUGGGUAGGCCGCGGGGCCUUCGGCGAGGUGUUCAAGGCCACCGACAUCACCACCCGCAAGCAGGUGGCCAUCAAGAUCAUUUCCUUGGUGCCGACGGGCACGGGCGCCGGGCCCGGUGGGGCUGGGUCUCCCUCGCGGCCGGAGCGCCUCCUGGCCGCGGCGGUGGCCGUGGUCGCCGGCAAUGGUGGCCCUGCCGGUGGGACCGCCGGCCCCGGUGGUGGGCCUGGCGGGCCGGCCGACGGUGGUCUGCCAGCCCUUGGUCGGGCGGACUUCUCGGCGGAGGACCUGUCCUCGGCGGCCGACGAGUCGACGGCCCCCUCGCGAGGGGCCCUGGCUGCCGUUCGCCGGGAGAUUGCCUUCCUGUCGAAGGUCGAGUCGCCGCACAUCACCAAGUACCAUGGUGCGUGGCGCACGGCCAAUCGUCAGCAGCUGUGGAUUGUCAUGGAGUAUGUCAACGGCGGCUCUGCCUUUGAUCUGCUUCAGCACACCGGCCCCUUCUCCGAGCCAGAGAUCGCCAUUGUCAUGACCGGCGUCCUGCGUGGGCUGCUCUACCUCCACCGGGAGCGGAAGAUGCACCGAGACGUGAAGGCCGCCAAUAUCCUCCUGUCGCUCGGGGGCGAGGUGAAGCUCUGCGACUUCGGAGUGGCCAGUGAGCUGUCUGGCGGGUCGCUGGCCCGGCGAUCCACCUUCGCCGGGUCCCCGGCCUGGAUGGCCCCGGAGGUGAUCACCCACGUUGGCUAUGACACACGUGCUGACAUCUGGUCGGUGGGCAUCACAGCCAUCGAGCUGUUCGAUGGGCGCCCGCCCCAUGCGGACUUGCAUCCGAUGCGCGCGCUGUAUGCGAUCGUGCGUGAGCCGCCGCCGGUUCCCGGAGCAGCUGGCCGGCGGUCAUCGCCGGCCGACUCGCGCGGCGGCGGUGUCACCGGCCGCGCUGGGCCCCCAUCCACCGCCCCCUCCGCGACGGGGUCUGGCCCCGACGCAAGCACCGAGUUUCGUGAGUUUGUCUCUCAGUGUUUGCAGAAGGAUUACCGGACGCGGCCCUCUGCCGAGACCCUCCUUCAAAAUGCAUACAUCCGGCGACCGGCCGACCGGCCCCCCUCGCCCAGUGAGCUGGUACUCCCUGGCAGGGCGUCGCUCGUGGCCCGGGUGCAAAAGUAUCAUGCCUCCCGGUCCGCUGGGUCGUCCGCCUGAUGGUCGACCAUUCUCGCCGAUGUCCCUUCCUCUGUUUCCCUCUCUUCCUUGUUCUCGCCCUUGCGGCACACUAGAUUUUUCCCUGCCAUCCUCCCCUGCGGCCGAGGUACGGCGACUUGCGCGCCGGCCGGCGUGGGGGAGGGCCCCUUUCUCC